This is a messenger RNA of Penaeus monodon (black tiger shrimp), 477 nucleotides long. RefSeq names its product galectin-3-like. Lineage: Eukaryota; Metazoa; Arthropoda; Malacostraca; Decapoda; Penaeidae. The record is from RefSeq and is a predicted model, not a curated record. The coding region runs from base 1 to 477 and encodes 158 amino acids. The transcript has a single exon.
AUGGCAAGCCAUGCUUACCAAAAUAACCACCAAAACACACGGGCCAAGGUCACUCCGCAGGUCUCUCCUGAGCGACGUCCCGCGGGCGAGUCGGAGAGCGACCCGGGGUCAUCCUCCCGGGUCAGCCUCCCAGGUCAGCCUCCCGGGUCAGCCUCCCGGGUCAGCCUCCCGGGUCAGCCUCCCGGGGUCAGCCUCCCGGGGUCAGCCUCCCGGGGUCAGCCUCCCGGGGUCAGCCUCCGGGGUCAGCCUCCCGGGGUCAGCCUCCCGGGGUCAGCCUCCCCGGGUCAGCCUCCCGGGUCAGCCUCCCGGGGUCAGCCUCCCGGGUCAGCCUCCCGGGUCAGCCUCCCGGGGUCAGCCUCCCGGGUCAGCCUCCCGGGUCAGCCUCCCGGUUGCUCCCUCACAAGCAAUCCUCAUCUGAGCGUAUAUCAUUUACGGCGUCCUGUCAACCUUGUUUUCAUUGGUGCUCUGUACCCGUGA